GUAUGCGUUUACGUCACUUCCUGGAAGUGAAACAGUCGCAACGCGGAAGUGUCGGGAAGAAAACAAAUAAUCGUUUAAAUUCGCAUCGAGUUGAAGUCGGAGAAGACGCCCUGAUCACUGUUUACCGUCUGAAUUACCGUCUUCUUACCGACGAGCCCGGUUCACGAUGGACAAAUUAUUCGGUAGAAGAAAGACUCCAGAGGAGAUGCUGAGGCAGAACCAGAGGGCGCUCAACCGGGCCAUGAGAGAUCUGGACCGAGAGCGCUCAAAGCUGGAGCAGCAGGAGAAGAAGAUCAUCGCUGACAUCAAGAAAAUGGCCAAACAGGGACAAAUGGACGCUGUGAAGAUCAUGGCCAAGGAUUUGGUCCGCACGAGGCGCUACGUCAAGAAGUUCAUCAUGAUGAGAGCCAACAUUCAGGCCGUCAGUCUAAAGAUCCAGACGCUCAAAUCCAACAACAGCAUGGCGCAGGCUAUGAAAGGAGUCACCAAAGCUAUGGCCACCAUGAACAGACAGCUGAAACUGCCUCAGAUUCAGAAGAUCAUGAUGGAGUUUGAGAAACAGAGUGAAAUCAUGGAAAUGAAGGAAGAGAUGAUGAAUGACGCCAUCGACGACGCCAUGGGAGACGAAGAUGAUGAGGAGGAGAGUGACGCCAUCGUCUCCCAAGUGCUGGACGAGCUGGGUCUGAAUCUGUCCGACGAGCUCUCAGGUCUUCCGAGCACCGGAGGAAGCCUGUCGGUGGCCGCGGGAAAGAAGGCGGAGCCCCAAGCCGCUCUGGCCGACGCCGACGCCGACCUGGAGCAGCGCCUGAACAACCUCCGAAGAGACUGAAGCCGAUGUGUGGCGACAGCGUGAAAGAUGCAAAACAUACUCCAAUCUUUGUGUCUAGAUUCUUUUGGAGCGCUAAGCUGCCUCAGCAGACAGGCUGGGUUCUAAAAGGUGUAUGGCUUUCUGUUCCAGGUGUUGUUUUCCAUUUAAUGCGUGUAAUAUGUAUUUGAUCAAAGAAAAAGAAGUCAUCAGCCUUCAUAGGUCCAGCAGAUUCUUGUCUCAUUUAAGAUUUUGCCAAGUGACAAAUGGAGGGAAAGUGAACAUUUAUUUCACUGUCUGUGUAAAUACUAACUCCUCAAGGCAUGACGAUUUCACAGAUUAACACUAAUUAUUACAAUUAGGAACCCAAAUGAGAGCUGGUGAUAUUACAGAGGGUGAAAUUUUAUAUGGUUGGAGUCUAGAAAUGUCAGGGUUUUUGUACACGAGGAGGGUUUGGUGUUCUUUGUAUCAUUGCCACCAUAAAAAUGACAUUUUUAGCGCCCCUGAUGAGAGGAUUUUGAUUAUUUUUGUGGGAGGUGACAGCUUAUUUGGCAAAGAAAGGUUUGUUCAGCUGCAGUGGAAAGGGAGAGAUCAGCAUUUUACACCAAAAUAAGGAAUCAGUGGUGUUUGUUUUUCAGAAACUGUCCUGUUUGUUUUGUUUCUUUAUUCAAUAAACAUUUUUUUCCAGAUUUAAAUUA
Acanthochromis polyacanthus (spiny chromis) is the source of this 1503-nucleotide messenger RNA. It is a transcript of the gene chmp2a, whose product is annotated as charged multivesicular body protein 2A. The record is from RefSeq and is a predicted model, not a curated record. Gene Ontology annotation, cellular component: ESCRT III complex; multivesicular body. The coding region runs from base 167 to 829 and encodes 220 amino acids. NCBI's taxonomy places the organism in Eukaryota, Metazoa, Chordata, Actinopteri, Pomacentridae. Gene Ontology annotation, biological process: protein transport; late endosome to vacuole transport; endosome transport via multivesicular body sorting pathway. The transcript has 6 exons.